CCCGACGUCUGCAGCAUUGCUUGCCACUCCUCCAGUCGUUGCUGCAGCAGCGGCAGUCGGGAAAUGGUGCGUUGGCUGGUGACUUGCGCGACUGAGGUGGGACUCGACGCGCUGAUCUCGAUCAUGCAUAACUGGGACCAACUGUUCACUCCUGUUGAAGCUACCUCAUCAGUAGCCACCACAAUCAUGUCGCACGCGACCAUAAUCAAACUCAAGCUAUGCUUCCGGCAACAAGAGGAGCUUGCUAGUUGCGCCCGCACCCUGGCGCUUCACUGCGCUCGAAAAGACCCCGCGAAUUGUGCCCUGAACGCAUUGACGUUGUGCGAAGGCGACCACGCGGCAUUUGAAAUGGCGUACCAAAUCGUGCUCGACGGCGCCGCAUCGCACGUCAUGACAUCACACCAGCUCUUUGUCAUUGCGCGUUUCAUGGACCACAGACGGCAUUUGCCGCGUGCGUACAAGCUCGCCACGUUGGCUAUGAAGAACGUGCACCUGGCGUACAACCAAGAGUGCUCAAUGACUGCCCCUGGAAUGGCCGCGUCUCCGAGCGUGGAUCACCACCACCAUCACCACCACCACCACAAGCGACGAGGAGUGGCGAAACCGCUGGCCAUCGACCGCCCUCCUCUCCGCGCUCUGCUGGACGCCGCCAUUGCCGCCUACAUAUCUACAACCCACUCCAGACUCACGCACAUCAGCCCACGUCAUUACGGAGACUUCAUUGAGUUCCUCGCCAAAGCCCGUGAGACGUUCAUGCUGGCCAUGGAUGGCACGCAACAAUUUGCGCAGCUCCUGGAGAACAUGAAAGUCGCCUACAAGGGCAAGAAGAAGCUCAUGUGCCUGGUGAAAGAACGGUUUGGUUGACGUCGGCUCUGCUCCUCCUCCUCCGUGCCCCGCGCGUUUCACCGAGUUUUGUUGCCCCUGUGAUGGCCGUUUUUUUAGGGAUGUUUUGAUACAUGUACGAGGAGGGAGAGUUUCAGAAAAUGAGAGAAAAAGAGUUUAGGCUAUAGGUUCUGGAAAAUUCUAUAUCUUGAUUCUUGAGAUUCGAAUGAGGUACCGUAUUUUCCCACCUAAAUUUCCCAGCUAUCCUCUUUCUGAAACUUCGGGCAAUUUUCUUAAAAAUUACCGUUUUACUGUACCAUGACAAAUUUUAACUCUGAUCCGUGUUAUUUUCGAUACCUCAAUGCCAUUUUCCAUUAAAUUCUUGCAGUCUUCUGAAUCCGAAUCAUGUGGGAAAUGUUUUAAAGAUAAUCGACACGGGUAUUCAAAAGGAUUGAAAUAUUGGCAUGCUCUUGGAGCGUUUUAUGUCUGUUCGUCAAAUGUGUGUCGGCUUCACUUCCCUCAAAAUUCAAUUCUGAGCGACAAACUGCUUCCAAAUAUGUUUCAGCUGAAUCUUGAUUCUAAACUGACCCAGGGAUUUCCGGUAUUUUCCAUCAGGUUUUUAUGCGUUUUUCUGUGCUUUGAGAAUUCAGUGUUGCUUUAAAAAAAAUCAUGGCAAAUUCAGUGAAGUUUCAGCUCUGAUGCGAGGAGAAAAGGAGCGGUGUUCUGAGUUUUCAAAGUUACAGAUCAUAUCGGAUACUGCUGAGAAGAAAAAGCUGAGAGAAAAGUUUGUUUUGAUUAGCCUUUAUGGUACAAAUGCGGAACUGCCUGUCGACGGAAAUGUGGAGGAGGAAAAUGGAUGGAUUUAAAUUCCGAAGGAAUCCGGGGAUGGAGGAGCGAGAAGAACUGACGAUAGCUUCAUGCAUUAUAAACUGAUAUUCGUCAUUUAUAUGUUGGUAUUGCAGAUCCCCUCCGCCUUCACCAAAUGUUCAGUAAAAAAGAAAAGAAAAGCGGUGGGGUGGAAUAUUUAGCAUGGUUUUAUCGGUCUCAGGUUUAGCGAGUGGCUUGUAAGCGGAAUCCGAUCAGCUGCUUUGUUUAAUUUCCCUCGUGCGCCUUUUUUUGUCCUUUUUUCAACGCAUCGGGAAGGCAUUACGUGAACGCGAUGCCGCCAAACUUGAAGUUUUGAAUGCGUUUUUUUUUUGUGGCAGGGUUUUUGAUCUCGGUCCUUACUUUUUUUUUGUUUUGGAACCCCGCGGAAAAAAACAUUUUUGUCUGUUUGUUGUACAGGAAUCGAAGGGAUUCAGAAUGUUUGGAUAAUGUCAGCAGCUUCACCUUUUAUUUUGCUUCUGUUCGGCACGCUGAUCUCUGGAAAAUGUUUUUUUUUGUUCCUGCUGUUUUUUGCCUCAAAUGUUGUGCACAGUUCAGGUUAUAUAAGCAAGGCCUAACAUUUUUUUGAAGGAGAAAAAAAAAUUGAAGAACCAUUUUUUGGCAGGAAUUAUAGCUUUACGUGAUCCCCCGUUUCAUCCUGCUAUAUUUUCCGUGAAGAAAAUACUUGCCGUGGGUGUUGAAUGUUGACCCCCCCAUCUGCUCCCUGUUCUGUCUCGGCGUUCGAUUUUGAAAUUGAUUUUGGGGAGAUGAUCCUGCUGGUAUGUAUUUUGUAAAACUGUAUACCUCAUGGAAGUUCGAAGUUCCGAGCUGCCGAGUGAGCUGAUUUUUUUGUUGGGCUGAAGUUGUUUUCAAUUCAUUUUCACCGCAAUUACCUCGGCGUGAAUGAGCAUGGCGAAGAGAAGAAGAAGAAGAAGAGG
Notodromas monacha is the source of this 2624-nucleotide messenger RNA. The record is from the annotation of a GenBank genome assembly. Lineage: Eukaryota; Metazoa; Arthropoda; Ostracoda; Podocopida; Cyprididae.